ACACACACACACACAGUAUGCUUAAUCGCAGAUGUGAAGAGCACACAGGCGGGAGAGACACAUUCAUGGACUGAGCUGGAUUUGCAAAGGGAACUGUCUAUUUUAUGGCCAUGGAAAUCACAUGCCAGGACGUUGAAAACAGACAUUGCGUUAUUCAAGACACCAUCAUCACCAUCACUCUCACCAGCUUUGGACAACAAACCUGUCACAAGGCCUGACGACAGUAUGUGGCUGCUGGUGAGCUUGGUGUGCCUGUGCCAGUGCACGGCUGGCCAGCUGCUGGAGACCAGGCCAAGAGUGUCCACACCCCGCUACAUCUGCAGCGUCCCUGGCUCACCUGGUUCGCCAGGUAAACCAGGCCCAGUGGGAGCACCAGGGGAGUCCGGCAUCACCGGGAUCCCGGGCAGAGACGGCAGGGACGGCAGGAGGGGAGAGAAGGGACAGAAGGGGGAAGUAGGGGUAAAGGGAAAAGUCGGCCCAACGGGUAGACUAGGGGAGCGAGGCGAGCGAGGUCCACAGGGAAAGAGAGGCCAAGGCGGGGACGGCGGCGAGCCGGGGCCCCUGGGCCCCCACGGCCCCCUGGGCGAGAAGGGGGACAAGGGCCGGAGGGGCCCGCCGGGCAGCCCUGGCAUCUGCAAGUGCGGCAGCCUGGUGCCCAAGUCGGCCUUCUCCGUUGGCAUCACCAGUAGCUUCCCGGCCGAGAAGACACCCAUCAAGUUCAACAAGGUGCUCUUCAACGAGGGCGACCAUUACAACCCGCAGACGGGCAAGUUUAUCUGCGCCUACCCGGGUGUCUAUUACUUCUCCUAUGACAUCACGCUGGCCGACAAGCACUUGGCCAUCGGCCUGGUGCAGAACGGUGAGUACCGCAUCAAAACCUUUGAUGCCAACACGGGGAACCAUGACGUGGCGUCUGGCUCCACCGUCAUGUACCUCAACCCGGAGGAUGAGGUGUGGCUGGAGAUCUUCUACAAGGACCAGAACGGGCUAUUCUCCGAUCCCGGCUGGGCCGACAGCCUGUUCUCCGGGUUCCUGCUCUACGCCGACACGAACUACUUGGACACUCUGUCGGAGGAUUAUGCGUAGUGUUGUGGCGUAGUGUAGAUCUCACCACUCAUAGAACCGAAAUGCAGCUCAUGGGGAAACUGUUCAUAGUAAUCUGAUGCAUUACCAUGUGCUCACCUUUGCAAAAUCUCCAAAGACUGCACUGACAAUAAUUUGCUGCACCACAGGCCGACACAGUACUUUCUGCGUCAACCAAAUAAUUUGAAUCAUCUACCCUCUGUACAUCCAAGCUUCAUGUAAAGAAUUAUUUAUUCAUUUGAUAAACCAUAUUAUGAAAAAAAGACAGAAUGAAAUCUUUAUACUGUAUAUAUGAAGAUGAUUUAUUUUGUGUUUUGUAUGUUGUUGAUUAUUAUGAGUAUUAUAGAUGUGUACAUAUACAGUACAUUAACAGUACAUUUGUAGUGCACUACAGUUCGGGUGAAGACUCAUUUUGUAAUAAAAGUAUAUUUACUGUACCUCUCAAAAGUUUUCUCUUGAAUCUUUCAUUACGCAUAAUUGUUUUUGUAGUAGGCCGAGGCCUUGUAUUAUUUCAUUGUCCCAUUGGAGCAGUUGGACUUUUAGCCCAUUUGCAAUCAAACACGACAACAAACCCUCAGCUACUUAUCUCACUGUUGCCACACCAGCAAAACCAAAGGAGCAUUUCCAAAUACUCUCGCAUCUGUUUCUCAAUCCCUAUUUGGUAGGUCACAGCGAGCUCACAGGACACUGCCAUGCAGGAUGUGGGUGAGUGCUAAGGAUUAAUGGAGCAGUAUGAAAUCCUGUGGAACAGACUGAGAAUGGGACAUUCACAGUUUAUGAUUAUGAUUAAAUGAUAACAUGCAUGCACAUGCAAAGGAGAGGGAGGGCAUCAUGGAUAAUUAACUCUGCACAAUGCAUUGAUUAUUGUGUGUGCGCGUGUGUGCACUAUGCAUGAACCAAACUUCAAGGGAAUCCUCUGUCAGGGCCAUGAUGUGUGGGUGCUUAGCUCUCUCUCUCUCUCUCUGUGUAAAAAGAGGCAGGGAGGGAAAAAAGACCUGGAUUUUAUUGCCGUCAACUCUGGGUGGGUGUUUGGCCUUCUCUUUGUGGGAAAAUGAGAGUCUGCCAAUAUGUUCAGCUUUCUGGCAAGAAGUAGCUACAUAGCCUAUUUCCACAGAGAAAAGCCAUUGGUGUUCUUGUCUCUAUAUAAAUAAGCUAAUGAAUUAUUAUGCGUUUUGAAGUCAUUACGUAAUUUCCAUGAGUAAAAUCACAUGUCUUAUGAAAUAAUUUGAUUGUGA
Messenger RNA from Engraulis encrasicolus (European anchovy), 2318 nucleotides. Its product is annotated as complement C1q tumor necrosis factor-related protein 7. NCBI's taxonomy places the organism in Eukaryota, Metazoa, Chordata, Actinopteri, Clupeiformes, Engraulidae. Gene Ontology annotation, molecular function: protein binding. The transcript is spliced from 3 exons. The record is from RefSeq and is a predicted model, not a curated record. The coding region runs from base 226 to 1086 and encodes 286 amino acids.